This is a messenger RNA of Anopheles stephensi (Asian malaria mosquito), 3745 nucleotides long. RefSeq names its product pre-mRNA-splicing factor ATP-dependent RNA helicase PRP16. Gene Ontology annotation, biological process: mRNA splicing, via spliceosome. The coding region runs from base 172 to 3642 and encodes 1156 amino acids. The record is from RefSeq and is a predicted model, not a curated record. Lineage: Eukaryota; Metazoa; Arthropoda; Insecta; Diptera; Culicidae. The transcript has 4 exons. Gene Ontology annotation, cellular component: intracellular anatomical structure; spliceosomal complex. Gene Ontology annotation, molecular function: RNA binding; ATP binding.
UAAACAAAUGCGCCUUUAUUCGGGAUCACUUCAGCAAACUAAAUCGCAGAAUGUUGUUUUUGUGAAAUAGAAAAAUACGCUUUUUGCUGUUUAAUUUCAUGUGUACGGUAGGAUUUUAGACACUCUGUAGCGUUUGGUAAGUUCUUAAAGUGAAGCUAAGCCACCAGCGCAAUGGAAAACUUCACCGCGGUGGACAAGCUAGAGCCAGACCAGCCAAAAGGUGGCCGAUCGGGUGGGCUUGUGGUCCGCAGAGACAAGGGCGAAGAUGAUAUCGUUUUCAAGCAACCGCAAGUAUCCUUGCUGGGGCUGGACAAGCUUGCCGCUGCCAGACGUGCACAGCAGAAAAAGGCCAGCAAACUGUCCUUCUACGGCCACGAAGCAGACGAUGGCGAUGAUGGGGACGACAGGGCAUCGGAGAGCAGAAGAAAGGAUCAUCAUCAUUCCUCGUCGCGAAAGCAUCGUGAUUCGGAGGAUAGACGCGAUCGGGAAAGUAGUGAGCACCGUAAAAGAAGCAAACGCGAGGAGGAAGAUUAUCAUCGUUCGCGAAAGUAUCGAGAACGGGCGGUCGAGACGCCUUCCUACAGCGGUGGUGUAAGUGACGUUGCUCGACAGAAGCUUUCCAGCAAGGAGAAGGCUGAAUAUGACGCGUACCGGAGGAAGGGUAGUCUGUACGCCACUUCGAAGGGUGAGGAUCGAAGGCGUGAGAAGUAUCGUCCAUCGAGUGUACGGUCCGGGUCGGAAUCGAGGAGAAGCACAUUCUCGAGGUACGAACCGAGCACACCAAGGAGUAGACACCGCUCGAAGCAACCGUCCAGCUCCAAUUGGACGGACGAUGAAGAUGAUGAAGCAGCACCAUCAGGGCAACGGUCCUCGUGGGACUUUCCCACACCGAAACCCUUCGCCGGUGCGGAAUUCUCCGAGGCGGACCGUGAGCAAUGGAAGGAAGAACAGCUCCGGCUCGACCGUGAAUGGUACGGUAGCGAUGACGAACGGCAGAUGAACGAAUUUUCCGAGCUCAACUCGCAGUACCUGCAGCAGCGCGAGCAACAGCAACAAUCGCGAAACAAUCGGCGCAUUUCCGCCCAACAGCGCCAAAUUAACAAAGACAACGAACUGUGGGAAAAGAACCGGCUGCUCACGUCCGGAGUGGUAAUGUCGGUGAACGUGAACGAAGACUUUGACGAGGAAGCUUUGGAACGGGUGCACCUGCUUGUACAUCAUACCGUGCCACCGUUUUUGGAUGGAAGAAUUGUGUUCACGAAGCAACCGGAACCGGUCGUUCCGGUCCGGGAGCCGACGAGUGAUAUGGCUAUAAAUGCACGCAAAGGAAGCGCGCUGGUGCGUACGUACCGUGAGCUAAAGGAACGCAAGCGAGCGCAGGCAAAACACUGGCAGCUGGGCGGUACCAAGCUGGGUAAUAUUAUGGGAGUAGCGAAGGACAAGGAUGAGCAGGAUCCGGCCGAAGGUGAUGAUGAAUCGUACGACUCGAGGAAGGAUCAAAAGUACGCCGACCAUAUCGGUGGUGAGAAGGGUGAAUUUGCACCGCGCCGCAAGACUAUUCAGCAGCAGCGUCGAUCACUUCCCGUGUUUGCUGUGAGACAGGAUCUGUUGAACAUUAUUCGGGAGAAUUCGAUCAUCAUCAUUGUGGGAGAAACGGGCAGCGGUAAGACGACCCAGUUGACGCAAUACCUUCACGAGGACGGAUACAGUCGGAACGGCAUGAUCGGAUGCACCCAGCCGCGUCGUGUAGCGGCCAUGUCGGUAGCGAAACGUGUUUCGGACGAGAUGGAUUGCUCGCUUGGGCAGGAGGUGGGUUAUGCGAUUCGGUUCGAAGACUGCACAUCGGAGAAAACGGUCAUCAAGUACAUGACGGAUGGUAUUUUGCUGCGUGAAAGUUUGCGCGACAAGGAACUGGACGGGUAUAGCGUGAUAAUCAUGGAUGAAGCUCACGAACGUUCCCUUUCGACGGACGUGCUGUUCGGGUUGCUGCGCGAGAUCGUUGCUAAGCGACGCGACCUGAAGCUGAUCGUCACAUCCGCCACUAUGGAUGCGGGCAAGUUUUCCAACUUUUUCGGUAACGUACCGACGUUCACCAUCCCCGGUCGAACGUUUCCGGUGGAUGUGUUUUACGGGAAGAACGUGUGUGAGGAUUAUGUGGACGGAGCGGUAAAGCAGGUGCUGCAGAUUCAUCUGCAACCCACCGAAGGUGACAUACUGGUGUUUAUGCCCGGUCAGGAAGACAUCGAGGUGACGUGUGAGGUGCUGGCAGAACGAUUGGGCGAGAUCGAUAAUGCGCCUGCCCUGUCCAUACUGCCGAUCUACUCGCAGCUUCCGUCCGAUCUGCAGGCGAAAAUCUUCCACCGUUCAUCGGACGGAACGCGCAAGUGUGUGGUGGCAACGAACAUUGCUGAAACAUCGCUUACCGUCGAUGGAAUUUCGUACGUAAUCGAUUCCGGUUACUGUAAGCUGAAAGUGUACAACCCUCGCAUCGGUAUGGAUGCGCUGCAGAUCUAUCCCAUUUCGCAAGCGAACGCUAACCAACGAUCCGGACGUGCUGGUCGUACUGGGCCCGGGCAAGCAUUCCGUUUGUACACCGAGCGCCAGUACAAGGACGAACUGUUGCACCUGACCGUACCGGAAAUUCAGCGUACAAACCUGGCCAAUACGGUGCUGCUGCUCAAGUCGCUCGGUGUGAGCGAUUUGCUCCAGUUCCACUUUAUGGAUCCACCGCCCCAGGAUAAUAUCCUUAAUUCGCUUUAUCAGCUGUGGAUUUUGGGCGCGCUCGAUCAUACGGGAGCGCUAACGCCGUUAGGUCGUCAGAUGGCGGAAUUUCCGCUCGAUCCACCACAGUGCCAGAUGCUGAUUGUCGCUAACGAGAUGGGCUGCAGCGAGGAGAUUUUAAUCAUUGUGUCGAUGCUAUCCGUACCAUCGAUUUUCUACCGGCCCAAGGGACGUGAGGAGGAAGCGGACAGCGUUAGAGAAAAGUUCCAAGUGCCCGAAUCGGACCAUCUAACGUACCUGAACGUAUACCAGCAGUGGAAAAUGAACAAAUAUUCUGGCUCCUGGUGCAACGAGCACUUCAUCCACGUGAAGGCAAUGCGCAAGGUGCGCGAAGUGCGUCAACAGCUCAAAGACAUCUACAGUCAACAGCAGCGCCUCACACUCAAAUCCUGCGGCACCGACUGGGAUGUGGUGCGCAAGUGUAUCUGUUCCGCGUACUUCUACCAAGCGGCACGCCUCAAAGGCAUUGGUGAGUAUGUAAAUCUACGUACCGGUAUGCCCUGCCAUCUGCAUCCUACGUCGGCCCUGUACGGACUCGGCACCACACCGGACUACGUCGUGUACCAUGAGCUGAUCAUGACGGCCAAAGAGUAUAUGCAGUGUGCGACGGCCGUCGACGGUUACUGGUUGGCCGAACUCGGCCCGAUGUUUUUCUCGGUCAAGGAAACGGGCAAAAGCGGUCGGGACAAGCGACGGCAAGCGGUUGAGCAUCAGAACGCGAUGGAGGUGCAGAUGCGAGAAGCGCAGCAGCAGAUGGAGCAACGCAAGCAGGACGAGGAAAAGCACAAGUUUACCAUCAAGCAGGAGAUUGUAACACCGGGUGCAACGCCGCGUCGAACCCCGGCCAGAAUAGGAUUAUAGGUUCGAAUAAGGAUUGUGCUUGUGAAACUAGAAUUGAAAAAGUUUGUGUUGCGCUUGAUCAUUUUAGAGCAUCAAAACAAAUUCAACUUAAAAUGUAGUUGAA